AUGGCUGAAUCAGAUAAAGUUCACUUUUUUGAUAUGCGGUGCAUUAAUGGAGAAGCAUGGUUCAUAAAUAGAUGGGAGAGUCUAUCUGUUCUCAACUACAAGUGUCUCCCUUACACAAUGGAAUGGAUCACUUAUCUAAGACAACAGCGGAAAACCAGACUGACUGACAUGGAUGAUAGCUGGAAUGACAUGAGAUUCGAUGGUCCACAUACCGUCCCGGCCAUUGACCUUCCCGAUGGACAGGGCUUGGUCACAGAUUCUCGUGUCAUUGCCGAUGAGCUGGAACGCCUCUAUUCAGAACCAAGCCUGCAUCGCCAAUCCCCUUGUCUUGCCCUGGUUGAAGAGGCAUUCUUCGUGCUACUCUCAGCAUGGAGCGGCGUCUGGUUGCCCGAAUUGUCAAGCAAGGUUAUGAAGCCAGACGUUACUGCUGAUUGGCGCGCACACAGAGGAAGUGUCAGUGUGCAUUAA
Fusarium redolens is the source of this 468-nucleotide messenger RNA. RefSeq lists its product as uncharacterized. Bases 1 to 468 code for a protein of 155 amino acids. Lineage: Eukaryota; Fungi; Ascomycota; Sordariomycetes; Hypocreales; Nectriaceae. The record is from RefSeq and is a predicted model, not a curated record. The transcript has 3 exons.